Cloeon dipterum is the source of this 1599-nucleotide messenger RNA. RefSeq names its product putative GTP-binding protein 6. The record is from RefSeq and is a predicted model, not a curated record. NCBI's taxonomy places the organism in Eukaryota, Metazoa, Arthropoda, Insecta, Ephemeroptera, Baetidae. The transcript is spliced from 9 exons. Gene Ontology annotation, cellular component: cytoplasm. The coding region runs from base 148 to 1560 and encodes 470 amino acids. Gene Ontology annotation, molecular function: ribosome binding; GTP binding.
AGGAAAAAUCCUUUCGUCCACGAUUCUGGCUUCGGCAACGGCUUACUACAUUACGUCUAAAAAAUCAAAGCUUUGCCAAGCUGGCUGGCUGGCUGUCGAGGAAAAGCACACUUACUUCACCGAGCAGGAAAAAUUAAAUCAAGAAGAAUGAUUAAAUCAUUUGUCUCGCUUAGUAGAUGUAUUUCAAGAGUUUCAUAUCGUUUUGGGCCAAGAGCACUGAGCACCGGAGCGACUGAUGAGAUUUUUGAUGAUAAGAACUAUGAUAGCAUUGCUAAGAGUGUUCUGCAUAGUACUACAACAGGGCACGACCUUUUGGUGCUUCAACCUUAUGUGAAAUGGGGCCCGCAAAAGAAAAUAAACACAAAGGCUGACCUGGAGCUGGAAGAGGCAACAGCCUUGGUGUCUACCCUGGCCAGCUGGUCUGUUGUUGGACAGAUGGUAGUUCCUUUGGAGAGCAUUGAGAAGAAAAAGGUGUUUGGAAAGGGGAAAUUGGAAGAGCUCAAGCAACUGGUCAGAAAGAACAAGAAAAUCAAUGGAGUUUUCAUCAGCCUUAAAUACUUGGCAUUAAGUCAGAAAAGAGAGUUAGAGGCAUUGUUUCGAGUUCCAGUGUUUGACCGGUUUACAAUUGUGAUUCAAAUUUUCAAAGAAAACGCAGUCACGAAACACGCUAAACUUCAAGUUGCUCUUGCCGAGUUGCCAUACAUCAGAAACCUGCUAUUGAGUGAGACAGCAAACGUACAGCUUGGCUCUGGAAUGAGCCCUGAGGCGCUCAGGUGCACUCUCCACGCCAGGGAGAGCAAACUAAAGGAAGAGAUGAAAAAGUGCCAGAUCUACCACCAUACCUUAGAGAAGAACAAACAGCAGAGGAAAAUCCCUUUGGUCGCUGUCGUCGGGUACACAAACGCAGGCAAGACCAGUAUCAUCAAGGCGUUGACGGGCGAAAAGAAACUGCAGCCAAAGAACUCACUGUUUGCCACCCUGGACGUGACCUUGCACCAGGGGUUGCUGCCAUCUCGACUGAAAGUUCUCUACAUCGACACUGUUGGCUUCAUGUCCGACCUGCCAGAGUCUCUCCUUGAGUGUUUUGUUGCAACCCUUGACCACGUAGCCUACGCUGACGCCAUUUUGCACAUUUGUGACGGAAGUCACCCUGACCUAGUGAGACAGAGAGAUCACGUUUUCAAGACACUGCAAGGUUUGAGAAACCUGCCGCCGAAUUUCUUAGACCGAGUCGUAACCGUCCGAAACAAAUGUGACAAACCACAAACCGACGUCACCUUCGAGGACGAUUUGCCUGUGUCGGCAACAAACGGAACUCGUUUGGCAUUUCUGCAGAAAAUCAUCGAAUCCGUGGUGAUGCAAACUACAAACAGAAAAGUGAUGGUUUUCAAAGUGCCAAUGGGAGGAGAGGAAGCCCAGUGGCUCUACAAGGAGACAGCUGUGUGUGAAGCAGAGGCUGACCCAGAUGACAGUCAGUUCAUCAUGCUCAAGGUUGUCAUCUCGGAUGUGCAGAUUGGAAAAUUCAGAUCCUACUUUGUCAAGCGCAGGUUGGCUGGGUAAAAGGAAAAUAAAAAAAAUGUUUUAUUCUUCUUUGAAGUA